GUCUCAGGCAGAGCAGAGUCUCAUGUGUGGAGUUAUCGCUUCAGGGACAGGAGCAGUACUAUGUGCAUCUGUAACAGAUUCAGGAUGAGACCAGAUCACAGCACCGCCUCUGGAACUGCCUGAGCCAUCGGCGUCAGCAUGUCCCGGUUCACACGGGGGAGCAAGAACCCGGUGCCGGACGGGCUUAGGAUACUCAGCACAGGGCAGCUCCGGGACCUCUUGCAAGAAGAGAAUACAAUGGACCAAAUCGUCAGACUCAGUCAGAAGUUCCAGGAGCUACAGCUGGAGAGGGACACCCUGCUGACUAUCAACCACAGCCUGGCUGAAGAGUCUCUCUCACUCCGCCCACGGCUGGACAAUGGCAAACUGCAGCUCGCUGGCAAAUACCAGGAUCUGGAGCUGCUGUGGGCAAGCUGUCGGGACAAGCAGGAGCGCAUUGAGGCCUACCUGGAAAAACAAAGCCCCCAGGAGGCCAGGAACCUUCUCCAGGUUGAGGUGGACAGAGCUGAGAAGGAAUCAGAGGAGCUGUUGUCACAGUUCAUGGAGCACUCCUUGCCUUUAGACGCUUUUCUCGAAUCAUUCCAAAGCUCCAGAAAGCUUUGCCACAUCCGUCGUGCACAGACCGAAAAACUCCAGGAAGUGACGAAACAGGAUAGAAACCUGAAGAAGCUGCAGCCAGGAAACCUGAAGAACCAGGAGCCCAUCCCCAAUGGCUCUCCCGCCCAGGCCCCUCCUCGAGUCUUCCAGCUCCGCUACGGCCUCAACCCAGCUAUCCUCAUACCUUCCUUCCACCUGCCCUCCACCCCAGCUCCAGCACCCAGCACCGCACUCCCUCCCCUGGGCUCCCAUCCAGGACAGCCUCCUGCUGCUCUCCUGCCUCGUGCUCCUUGCUCUGGCAUGGGCCUUCCUGUAGGUCUGCGGGUGAUUGGACAGAUCCCAGGCUGGCCUCCCAGGGCUGUGCGACUCCAGCAGCUCCAGAGACGACACAAGCAGCACCACCCGGAGCCCCCGUACCGAUAAACACUCACUGUGUGGGCGAGGCUCAUAGCAAAGGUUAGGGAGAGGGUGGGAAAUUAACAAUAGACAUUAUGUGACUGCUAUAGACCUGUAGAAGUUGAUAUGGCAGGUUGUUGCACAAUCAAACAUGCUUAAUAUGACCCUGCCAGAAUAUAAAGGCAGUCAAUGGGGACAAGCUCCUGAUUACAGCACUUUGGUUAGUGUCACACUCCGGUUACUAUCACUCACAUUUAUCAGGUAUACACACACGGAUCCGAACUUAAUAUCGCUUUGGAAAAAAACAUAAGAUUAGAAAAAAAUGAGUUGCUGCACAGCACUGAAAUGCUCAUAAUACUAUAAGGAGCAGCCCUUUGUUUCUGGUUUCUAUUUUAUAUACAUUUCCUGUGAAUGUAUAACUGUUUUAAUUUUUUUUAACAAGGGUGAAAAUAAGUAAUUCCCCAGUUUUCCAGGUAAGCAUCAGGGCUAAUACCCCGGGCUGUCGGGACAGCAGCUCACCUGCUCCUAUUGAGUUUGAAUGCAAAUUGUGUAAAGCUGAUGAAGGUACCCUGUAUCAGUGCUUCAGUAUGAUAUUACACAAAAAAGAUAUACCUGCAUUUAUUCCAUUUAUUUACUGGGAGUAAAGUCUUGGAUUUUCUUGGUGUAAAUUGGUAUUUAACAGGCCAAAAUGGUGGUGAAAAUCAGUAAAUACUGAUUUGAAGCUAUUGUAAAACGGGGGAAUUUUUGGGUAAAA
This is a messenger RNA of Polyodon spathula (Mississippi paddlefish), 1747 nucleotides long. RefSeq names its product VPS37D subunit of ESCRT-I (gene vps37d). Gene Ontology annotation, cellular component: ESCRT I complex. Bases 139 to 1020 code for a protein of 293 amino acids. Gene Ontology annotation, biological process: protein targeting to vacuole; ubiquitin-dependent protein catabolic process via the multivesicular body sorting pathway; protein targeting to membrane. The transcript is spliced from 4 exons. NCBI's taxonomy places the organism in Eukaryota, Metazoa, Chordata, Actinopteri, Acipenseriformes, Polyodontidae. The record is from RefSeq and is a predicted model, not a curated record.